This is a messenger RNA of Bufo bufo (common toad), 765 nucleotides long. It is a transcript of the gene FAM177A1, whose product is annotated as family with sequence similarity 177 member A1. The record is from RefSeq and is a predicted model, not a curated record. Bases 166 to 738 code for a protein of 190 amino acids. NCBI's taxonomy places the organism in Eukaryota, Metazoa, Chordata, Amphibia, Anura, Bufonidae. The transcript has 5 exons.
GAACGCAAGGAAGUGACUACGUUGACAGAGUGAGGCAUGGAACGCAGGGAAGUGUCAGACCGAGGCGUGGAGCGCACAGCAGGGAGGAGACGCUAGCUUUCAGCUCUGUGUUGUUGCCUGGCAGUCUGGGGAAGGGAGCGUUCACUUCACCUGACAUCUAAUACUAUGGCGACUGGAGAGGUUGUAGUUAAUGGCGUCCGUGAGUUUGAAAGUGUAGAGCUCGGAGAUGUGCGGAAGAAGAAAAAAAUUCCUCGAAGAAUUAUCCACUUUGCCAGCGGUGAAACCAUGGAGGAGUAUAGUACAGACGAGGAAGAAGAGCUGCAAGAGAAGAGAGAUCUCCUACCAACGGCUGACCCAUUCUUACAGACAAAGUUAACAUGGGGACCGUAUCUCUGGUUCUACAUGCUGAGAGUUGCAACCUCCACACUUUCAGUUUGUGACUUUCUAGGAGAAAAAAUAGCAUCAGUCCUGGGGGUUAGUACACCCAAGUACCAGUAUGCGAUUGAUGAAUAUUACAGAAUGCAGAAAGAGGUUGAAGAGGAGGAAGAAGAGAACGAAAUGUCUGAGAAUGCGGAGAAACAGUAUCAGGAGCAGCACGGCCAGCCGCAGAAUGAGACGAGCGCUCAGUCACAGCAGCCCGAGGCCACCAGCUCCUUUGUGAAUAUCAGUUUUGUAAUGGAAGGAGAUGACUCUGUAAACUUGGCACAGAAGCAGGAACUGUCGGCUGUGCCAACUUAGAGGGACGCAGAGGCUAGAUUUACUAGG